AUUUAAUGGAUUUACCUCCACUCUCUGAAUUAGAAUUAUAGAAUGUCUAUGCUUGGGUAAAUAAAUAAAUACUAUUUAAAGAUUGAUAAAAUUCCUCUAUCAAGACCAAAAAAGAACAUUCAAAGAGAUUUUGCAGAUGGAGCUAUGGUUGCUGAAGUUGUGUAUCAUUACCUCCCAAAAUUAGUUGAGAAGCACAAUUAUCCUUAAGCUCAUAGUAUCUAAUAAAAAUAAUAUAAUUGGAGCACACUCAAUUUGAAAGUAUAAUAGAUUUCAAUUAUUAGGUUUUCAAAAAACUUGGGUUUCAAUUAUCAAAAAAUGAUAUUGAUAGUAUUAUUGCUUGUUCACCUGAAGCUGUUGAAAGAGUUUUAAAGUUUUUAUAAAUCAAAAUUGAAAAAUAUUUGGAACAAUAGAAAGAAUUAGAAAAGAAAGCACUUGAACAAUAAAAACAAUAGUAAUAUUAAUAGCAACAAAAAUAGUAAGUGUAGGAAGAUCCCCUACAAAACUAAGAUUUAAGAUUGGUAUUAGCUGAAAAAAAUUAAGCAAUAACAGAAUUAAAGGAAACUGUCGAAAUUUUAUAAUUAAAAGUUAAAAAACUAGAAUAACUUUUACAAAUCAAAGAUAAUAAAAUUUAAGGAUUAAUCAAUUAAUUGCAAGGUAAGUAAUGAAUUCUAAUUAUUUUCAAUUUUUUCAAAUGUAAUUUUUUUAUAUUAAUUUUUCUUAUUUUUAAUAACAUAAUUAUAAAUAUUAUACAUAGCCAAUAUAUUCUAAUGUCAAGUUAGAGUGAUAAAGAGAGUGAUGUUUAGGAUGUAGAAAUUAUUGAUAAUUAUUCUAAUGAUUAUGAAGAGAGCUAAAAUUCAAGUGAAGUUUUAUAAACUCAAAUUAAAAACGAGUACUAAGCAUUGCUAUUUUUAUUAUUAUUAUUAUUUUUUUAGUGUAAAUCUGAUAACAAUAACAUAUCUCAUUAAGAAUCAAUUUCUAAUAAAUUACGUAUGCAUUAUAAAGCAUCUUUAAAAAUCAUUCAUGUUAAAAGCAUCAAAAAUCAAUGAAAAAAUUAUGAACUAAAGAAAAUAGCUGAAAGAUUAAUUCAAGGAGUUCUAAUGUAAUCUUUUUAAAAAUAACUUAAUUACAUUUAAUGCAGCAAGAAAAAAUCUCAAAGAUUGUGAAAUACCAUACUAAACUGAUAAUUUUCCAUUGUAAUUAAAAACUUAAGAAAAGUUUGUGAUUUUAACUGCAUAGAAUCUCUUUAUUUGGAAAGGAACUUAAGAAUAAUUUAUUAAAACAAAUUUAGAGAAUGAGAACUCUAUUAAGAAAGUAGAAUAAGAUGGAAGAAUUGCAUUUAAAUAAUGUAGACCCUAUUAAAAAAGAAAAUUUGACUUUUGA
Messenger RNA from Paramecium sonneborni, 1380 nucleotides. NCBI's taxonomy places the organism in Eukaryota, Ciliophora, Oligohymenophorea, Peniculida, Parameciidae. The record is from the annotation of a GenBank genome assembly.